GAGAUUCAAAAGAUGUCCCGGGAUGAGACAGUGUGUAAAUACUGUGGAGUCAGCUAUUUGAUACUUCAUGAAUUUAAGGUGAUGGAAGAAAAAGUAAAAGCAAUGGAGAAGGAGAUUAAAUUUUAUGAAGGAAGUAUAGAACGGGAAAAAGGACUUCAAGCAGAACUGCAGUCUCUUUACCAAGACCUUGAACACUAUCGAGCUGACAAUGAAUCAAAAACAGAAAGAAUAAAAAACCUAACGGUGGAACUUAAAAACAAGCAAGAUGAAUUUAAAAGUGUGAAAGAUGAUUUGCGGUAUUUCCAAGAGGAAAAGGAAGCUGCCUAUAAGCAAUCGCAAGUGCUCAGAAAUACAGUGGAACACCAUUGCUCAACUCUGAACAAGGCUGUCUCACUGUUUCCUUUCAUUAGAAGUGAGCUAGACAGUAUUAAGGAAGUCAUCUCCAGUAACCUGGAGAACUGGGCUGCCAUGAAAGAAGAAAUUUUUCUACAAAUAAAAACUGUUAGUAAAGAAGCUUUGACAGAAAUACCCAAAUUGAAUCAAAGACUAGCAAAAUCCCAGAGAGAGAAUGAAUGCCUCCAAGAAAAGGUAAAACAUCUGACACUGGUGGCCGACACAGUUGAGCUGAAAACUCAACAGCUUCAAACUUCACUUCAGCAGGGGAAUGAGCUACAAAGUAGGUGCCGUGAAUUACAAAAGGAAACGUUAGAUUUAACAAAUCAAGUAGAGACAAUUGGACUGAAGCUGCAGAAAGUAACAGCCGAGAUGGACCACUACAAAAAGCUGUUAAUGGUGAAAUCAACGGAACUUGAUGUCUGUCAAAAUGAACUGAAAAAAAUGAAAUACGAAAAUGGAAUUUCUGAGUCAAGACUUACGAAAGAGCUCAAGGAAAAGGAGGAAUCUCUUCUAAUUUGCCAACAAGUAUGCAAACAUUUACAGGAAGAGGUGGCUGAGAGAGAAAGGAAAGAAGAUCUAAAAAGAAGAACUGGUCGAUCAGAAAGUGAGCUGGAAGCACUUAAAACUCUUCUUAGACAAACAGAGGAAGAGGUGGUGAUGUUGAAACAAGAAAGGGAGUUAAUGCUGAUUUCUCAUCAGAACAGAACAGAGCAGCUGCAGGAAACAUUAAGGCAGAAGAUGCGGAAUGAAGAUAACUGGAGGGAGAAGAUGGAAAUUGAUCUGGCUAAAGGUGAAGCACGACACAAAGAAGCAAUUCUUAAAGUCAAGGAAGAAGCUAGAGUGGAAUUAGACAUUGAAAGACAAAAACAGCAAGAACUAAUCACAAAAUAUCAGAGAGAUUACGAAGAGCUCCAGAAGAAGAUACCAGGAUUAAUAUCCAGUGCCACCAACAGCUUAAGGAUGGAGACAGAAAUUCUUGAAAAGAAGCUUCAAGAUGCCCAGAUCAAACUUGCAGAGAAAGAUGAAGAUAAGGAAAAAGAAAUUCAGAGCCUUAAAAGACUAAUUACUGAACUUGAAUUUCAGCUGACAAUGGAAAAGAACAAUAAUGAAUCAUUUCUGGAUAAUAUGAGGAAAGAAAUUAAACACAAGUCAGAUGAACUGGAAAAAUUAACCCAGGAGAGGACACAGCUGAUUCACAAUUUGAGCCAAGUUCAAGAGGAGAACACUCUUCUCCAGGAAACGGUGCGCAGAGAGUGUGAGGAACGCUAUGAGCUGACUGCAGCUUUGACUCAAGCCAGGGAACAAGUACUGGAACUAAAAAAGCUCAGUGGAAACUUCCCGUUAUCGCUGUGUUCCCUGACUCAGGGCAGCCUAACCUCCUCUGCUGCCCUGCUCGCUGAUUACGGGCAGAAAAGCCGCACAAGCCCCAGCGCUGGGAAGGAAAUCAAUCUCUCCGGACAGUUUGGUAUUUCAAGAGCUGCUAAGCAAAGCGGCUUCGCUGAAUGA
Egretta garzetta (little egret) is the source of this 1902-nucleotide messenger RNA. It is a transcript of the gene LEKR1, whose product is annotated as leucine, glutamate and lysine rich 1. The record is from RefSeq and is a predicted model, not a curated record. Lineage: Eukaryota; Metazoa; Chordata; Aves; Pelecaniformes; Ardeidae. The transcript has 12 exons. Bases 13 to 1902 code for a protein of 629 amino acids.